UCGAGCAUAGUUCUUUAAAAUCACUCACGGUACACGUUACACGUCUUAAUGAUAUACAUUGUGUGCAUCGUACGUGAGAAAACUCCCAUUGAAAUUGAUAGAAUCGCUUUUUGCCAUAGCAGUAUUGCGCCAAAGGUUGUACUCUUAAGUCGUGUAAAAUGUGGAAGUUCAUGACAUUGACGUUUGUCAGUUUAGUCUCGACGGCGCCAACCACUCUGGACGUUAACGAUUUCGCACCAAUCAACCAGUUCGCCUUACGACUACUAGAUAAUACUUACGCGUAUGUAAAAAACGAUCCGAAUAAAUUAAGGCAAAAUAUAGCGAUAUCACCUCUCUCAGUGUGGAGCAUCUUCUCUUUGCUAGCAGAAGGUUCGUCCGGAGAUACUUUCCUGGAGUUAAUGAAGGAACUGCGACUUCCUAGAGAUCUGAGAUCAACACAAGCGUUACAUCUAGCUGCUAGGAAUAUUUUGAAGUGUGGUGAUAAAGAUGUGCUCUUAAAUGGAAAAUCUGUUAUGUUUUCUGAUUGUUCUCUAGAGAUUCAUCCUGAAUUUUGCAAAGCAGCUAUCACAUACAGUACUGAUAUAUACUCAGUGGAUCCUAGCAACACUACCAAGCUCGCCAACGAUAUAAAUUACUUCAUAUGUUUAGCGACAGAAGGAAGAAUAUUGAAUGUAAUUAAACCUGAAGUUUUGGAGAACCUCCGAAUGGUUCUCAUCGAUGCUCUGUACUUUAAAGCUAAUUGGACGAAUCAGUUCGAUCCCGCAGAAACAAAAGUCGAGUCAUUUUAUAAUUCUCAGGGGAAAAGAACAGGAUCUGUGAAUAUGAUGUACCAAAAAGGGAACCACAGUUUUGGAGACGCAACCAGUAUAGAGGCUCAGGUGUUGGAGUUGACUUAUGGUCGAGAUCGACAAUUCGCCAUGCUUAUACUAUUACCGUUUGAUGGUGUUUCAAUACAGACAUUAUUGAAAAAUCUAGCGACUCAUUCUCUGAGUUGGAUGAAGGAAUAUAAAUUGUCCACGAAUGUUCCCGACGUGGAAGUCUACGUGCCAAGAUUCAAGAUGUCUUCACAGACAGAUUUAAUACCACCGCUACAGUAUUCCGGGAUUAUUUCCAUUUUUGACAAACAGAGAGCGCAGUUGCCUGGAGUGUCUAAUAGUCCUUUAUUUGUGUCUAAAACUAUUCAGAAUGUUGACAUUGAAGUGACUGAAAGUGGUACAGUGGCGGCAUCAGCCACCGUCAUAGGUUUGGAGACGAGACGUUUGGGACAAAAAUUUGUGGCCAAUAAAGAAUUUGUGUAUUUAAUUGUCGAAAGGUGUUCAAGUGCUAUUCUAUUCGCUGGAGUGUACGAAGAUCCUACGCUAUUUUGAAAUAUGUUACCAUGAACAAUUUUAAUGAAUUUAUUAGUGUUAAUUAAUAAAAUAUUUAUAAUAUUAUAAAUA
Messenger RNA from Galleria mellonella (greater wax moth), 1439 nucleotides. Its product is annotated as serine protease inhibitor 77Ba-like. The record is from RefSeq and is a predicted model, not a curated record. The transcript has a single exon. Gene Ontology annotation, molecular function: serine-type endopeptidase inhibitor activity. Lineage: Eukaryota; Metazoa; Arthropoda; Insecta; Lepidoptera; Pyralidae. Bases 159 to 1367 code for a protein of 402 amino acids.